Vigna umbellata (rice bean) is the source of this 1831-nucleotide messenger RNA. The record is from RefSeq and is a predicted model, not a curated record. Lineage: Eukaryota; Viridiplantae; Streptophyta; Magnoliopsida; Fabales; Fabaceae.
CACCCACUUUCAACCACAAAUCCAAGAGUGACCGAGAGAUUCUCACCAAACAAACAUUUUCUUCCUCACUUCCCUUUUCUCCUUCAAAAUUUCUGCGACUCUCACUUCUCUGAUCCUCUCUCUCUCUACUCUCUCUCCCUCCCCCCUCUGUAACGCCCCGCUUCUCUGAAUCCCUUUCUGUUAAUCAUCUGUCUUUCAGCGCGUGAUUUUUUGGGUUUGCCUCUAUUCUCUCACAGAACAAACUUCAAAGGAUUUCUCCAAAGCCAGGUGUUUUCAGAAUCGAGAUCCAGGUUUUUUCUUUCAGUUUUUUACUUCAGAAUCAUUCUUUUCUUUUCUCAGCCACGAGGGUUGUUUUUGAUCCCUCAAAGCUCUGUUUUUUUUCUUUCUUUUCUCUUCUGAAUUUUCUUCGGAUUAUAGGGGUUGUCUAUUAUAAACCUCUUCCAAGCUUUUUGAAUUUUCAAAAUUUGGAGUACUGGAAAGAAAAUUUUAUCCAAGAUUUGUGUGUAGUUGGUAAUUUUGUAUGGCAGCUACGAUGGAUUUGUACAACGGACAACCACAAGUUCAGUCGGAUCCAUUCAGAGGUGAGCUGAUGGAAGUUCUAGAACCUUUUAUGAAAAGUCCUUCCUCAACUCCCUCUUUAUCUUCAGAUUCAGCUUUACCUUCAACAUCGACUUCUACUUCAUAUUCCUACUCUCCUUCCCCUCUCUCACUCCCUCCACACCCUAAUUUCUACUCAGAUCCUUCCUCCUCCUACCUAUUCCAAACCCAGACCCUAAUAGGCUUUGAACAGCAACCCGGUUCUGUUAUCGGGCUCAACCACCUUAGCCCGUUUCAGGUUUCUCAGAUCCAGGCGCAGAUGCAGGCUCAGAGCCAGACCUCCCUCUCCCUCAACUUCCUGGGUCCGAAGCCCGUGGCAAUGAAGCAAGUGGGUGGACCUCCGAAGCCCACCAAGCUGUACCGCGGGGUGAGGCAGAGGCAUUGGGGAAAGUGGGUGGCGGAGAUCAGACUCCCCAAAAACCGAACCAGGCUCUGGCUCGGAACCUUCGACACUGCCGAGGAAGCCGCUUUGGCGUACGACAAAGCCGCGUACAGACUCCGAGGCGACUUCGCCAGGCUCAACUUCCCGAACCUGAAGGGCUCUUGCCUCGGCGAGUACAAGCCUCUGCAGUCCGCGGUGGACGCUAAGCUCGACGCCAUUUGUCAGAGCCUGGCCGAAAUGCCGAAGCAGGGGAAGACGGAGAAGGGUGCCAGGGCAUCAUCCAAGAAGUCAAAAGCAGCUCGGAAUCCGACCAAGGAUCCCAACCCGAACCUUGUUUGCAAGGCCGAGCCCGAACUUGAACCCGAAGCCGAACCUGUUCUGUCUCCUGAAAGUGAUGGUUCUGUGGAUUCUUCUCCGCUAUCAGAUCUCACCUUUGAUGUCAGCGAGCCGCAAUGGGAAGAUGCUUCUGCGUAUUUUAACUUGCAGAAAUUUCCUUCUUAUGAGAUCGAUUGGGAUUCUCUCUGAACACAUGUUUUUUAAAUGUUUUGUGGGUAAUGAUGAUAAUAAUAAUUUAGUUUAGUGGUAGGUGGUAGGGGCUACGCUGCAAUUUGAAUUUUUGAAGAUUGCAGUGUUGCAUAUCUAGGAUUUGGAUAAUUUGGUUUAUUUUAUUUUUAUUUUUUAUUUUGGUUUAUCGUUGGAACAUUGACUGUGAAGUCAAUAUGUUGUAAAUCUCUCUGCCUUGGCCAGCUAGUUUUUUUCUUGCUUGCCAGGGAGAAUGACUUAGGUUUUUGUCCAUGUUUUGGUGUUCGUCCUACUAUGUAAUUCAAUUCUAUUUGCAUCUCAAUUUAUAUU